GCGUCUGCGUCAAGGACCUGAGAUAAUUCGCGAAGUAGCUGGCUAAUCAAAAGGGGUGAUAAAAAUGGAUUCCGAAAUGGAAGUUCCUGAUUCGACUUGUCCGACAACAGAAGCGAUAAUUGCACCAACCAUCGAAAACGCAGCACCGGUGACUGGUGCUGGUGAAACCACCGUGAUCGUUAAUCUAAUGGAAACAGACACUACAUCGGCCGCACCGCCUAGCAUUAGUAGUACCGUGGAAGGAGAUUCGGCUGCAGUCGUUUCAGCAGCUAAUGUGACUUCUAUUAGCAGCAAAUAUCCCAAACUAAAUCAGCUCCGGGUGAAUGAGUUUGGGAUUUACGAACUGGUUCCUGGGGAAGAAUCCACGGCCGAAAAGCCUAUCGAGGCCACACCAAUGGCAGACGCUGUAUCUGCACCAGCAGAGACGAAAGAAUCAGUAACCUCAGAACCAAUUACUACAACAGCAACGUCCGAUAGCGAAGCCAUUUCCCAACCAUCAAAGCCAGCAGUAGAGACGACUGCUGCCAAUGUUGUGACCAACAAUAAUGGAAGCAGUACGACCAGCAGUAAUAAUAACGGAGAUCGAGAGCGAUGGAAGCAAAGAUUCCCAUCCAAUACCAAAGAGAAAGUCGACAUCGUCUGCUGCAAACAGUGUGACGGUUAUGGAAUUGCAGACGAAUUUGUCGAUCAAAACUUUUGUUCGGAAAAAUGCCGCAAACUCGGCCUUUCGCAGCCGACAAAAACAAAGGCUGCUGGUAAAGUGGCGGUCAAAAGAAAGUCCACUUCUUCCAACUCUUCUUCCCAGGCAGGAGACGCGGCUAGCAGCGCCGUCGUUGAGUCUUCACUAGAAACGUGCAACGAGCAAAACAUAAAAGAUGAAUCAAAGCAGGCGAAAACGCCAUCGGCGUGGUCUUGGUCCAAAUAUUUAGAAAGAAGAAGAGCUCAAGCGGCACCUGAACGACUAUUUUCAGAUCCAUUUCCAUACGGAAAACACGGAUUCCGAACAGGAAUGAAACUUGAAGGAAUCGAUCCUGAGCAUCAGUCACUAUUUUGCGUUAUGACUGUUGCUGAAAUUCAAGGUUAUCGCGUACGAUUGCAUUUUGAUGGAUAUUCUGAUUCACAUGAUUUCUGGCUGAACGCCGAUUCUGAAAAUCUUUUCCAUUGUGGAUGGUGCGAGAAAAAUGGCCAAAAACUGCGACCACCCAAGCAUUAUGAUUUGGCUCCGUGCCAAUCUACAUCGUCGCCCCUUCCACCUAAUCAACAACAAGCAAGUUCUCAGGCUUUAACGCAUGGACGUACUUUUAGUUGGCCUCAGUACUUGAAAUUUACCAGCAGCGCAGCAGCUCCACGGCAUUUAUUUAUUUCAGCACAGAACGAGUCCCCCGUACCCAGCGCUUUUCGAGUUAAAAUGAAAUUAGAAGCGGUCGACCGACGCCAUUCAUCGCAUACCCUUUGUGUGGCUACGGUUGCGAAUGUGAUCGGCUCUCGCUUCCUGGUUCAUUUUGACGGAUGGGAUAGCAUCUACGAUUACUGGGCCGAUCCCUCAUGUCCUUAUGUUCAUCCGGUCGGAUGGGCCCAAGAACACAACACGACGCUCACCCCGCCCUGUGACUAUGACGCUGAUGCGAGUGAUUUUGUUUGGGAUCAUUACCUGGCAAAGACAGGGGCGACGGCCGUACCUCCACGGGCUUUCAAACCUCGUUCACCCGUCGGAUUUAAAACAGGCAUGAAGCUCGAAUGCGUAGAUCCGCGCAACCCACAACUCAUUCGCGUCGCUACCGUGGCAGCUGUUAAGGGUUAUCGACUAAAAAUUCAUUUUGAUGGUUGGUCUUCCGAAUAUGACUUUUGGACGGAUGACGAUUGGCCAGACCUGCAUCCACCUGGAUGGUGCUUGAAAACGGGACACCCGCUUCAACCGCCUUUUGUGUCCUCAAAUGGUCCCGUUUCCAACGAAGGCGAAUGCGCUACUCCUGGUUGUACCGGUGUUGGGCACAUAGAGGGUGCACGAUAUGCCACUCAUACCAGCACCGAUCACUGCCCCUAUUCCAAUGCCAACUUGCAUCGUGAGAAUCCAGCAUUUCCCGAUCGUCUAACAGGCGAGGAGAUUGAUCCAGUUGUACAGCGUUCGGCUUCCCCGGCAGCUGCUGUGGCCUCGGCGGAAGAACAACCUGUGAAAGAAGAGCCCAGUAAAAGUGGGAAAACCAAAGCAGUUAACAUUAAAGCUGAGCCGGGAGAUUCUAGCAGUAAUGCCACGUCAACUGCAGAAGCGUCUUCGCCACCUCCACAACCUUCGUCGAACGCUAGCAAAAUGGAAAAGUCUAAAGCUUCGCAGAGUAUUGACCUACCAGUCAAGAGCGAAUCAGAAGCCGAGCUCAAUAACCGACUUAUCCAAGUUGAUCUCAGACCUGAAAGUCCUCCACUAGAACAGCAAUACGACUCUUUGGAGGCCCUUACACCACCACCACCCAAGAAAAUGAGAAUUUCCUUUUUUACGGGUAAAACAGCAGCUAGUGAGAUUGUUCGGCGGAAAUCUGCUCCAAUAGAAGGCAAUGGUGAUGUGACAAACGAUCAAAGCCUUCCAGUUGCCGAACGCAAACAACAGGAAGAGUCGAGCCGUAACUCUUUGGGAGGUCCUAAUGACCAACUUGACGCCUCAAUGAGCGGUUCCGUGCCAACGAAAAAAUCGGUGCAUUCAGGCUAUUCAAUGAUGAACUUCCCUGCCAAUUCCAAUCUGACAACGCCAAUGUGUUGGUCCAAACAUGCCGCACUCCUCGGCGAUGUUGUUGGGAUCGAUACAUCUAAUCAAGUGACUCGCUGGUCUUGCGAUCAAGUUAUGGAUUUCUUGGCCAAAUUCGGUGUCAAUAAAGUCAUGUUGGAGAAAUUCAAACAAGAGGAAAUUGAUGGAGAGGCGCUCCUGUUUUUGUCUCAAAGCGAUCUUACCGAUUUGCUUGGUGUCAAGUUGGGACCGGCCAUUAAGAUUCGCAACGCUCUUCUUUUGAUGAAAGAAAAGGCCAAAUCUGCAAUGCCCGCCAACGAGUCGCAUUCUUAGACUAAUAAUAAAAUUUAAAUUUAAUUAUAUGGUUGUCUCAUCCUGUUUGUUUGUUCUAUGCGAUGUACCAUGAACGAAUCGAGAUAACCUCUAGCUCGAAUGAUUCUCAAUCCCGACUGCACACAAUUUACUUUUUUUGUGUAUUAAAAUUCAGUUUUCCAGUUCUUUCUAUCUCUCUCCUUUUUUUUACAUUUUUCGUGUCAAGUCCAAUAAAAACACUGAUAUGUGUCUUUGUUUUUGCAA
Messenger RNA from Daphnia pulex (common water flea), 3292 nucleotides. RefSeq names its product lethal(3)malignant brain tumor-like protein 1 (gene l(3)mbt). Lineage: Eukaryota; Metazoa; Arthropoda; Branchiopoda; Diplostraca; Daphniidae. Gene Ontology annotation, cellular component: nucleus. Gene Ontology annotation, biological process: regulation of DNA-templated transcription. The transcript is spliced from 12 exons. The record is from RefSeq and is a predicted model, not a curated record. Bases 65 to 3049 code for a protein of 994 amino acids. Gene Ontology annotation, molecular function: zinc ion binding; protein binding.